GUGACUCCCGGGCUGGCCAGGCGGCCCGGCUGCUCUGUCUCGGAGUCGGUCGGCGGCGCCUCUUCGGAGCCCGAUGGAGCCGCCAGCCUCGCGCCGCUCAGCUCGGUGGCUUUUUUGGAAACUUGCAAAUGUUUUCGUAGAGAAAGAGGGGGAGGGGAGAGAGCGAGCGAGGGAGUGACCGAAACCGAGCUUGGGGCCGCUGGAAGAACGGAGGCCAAGGCCGGGGGAGCUGGAGACGGACUGACAGACAGGCUGACAGAGCGUCGGGGCCGCAAGCGCGCUCUUGCCGCGCGGGCGCAGGCGGGACUCGGACAGAGGAUGGGGCGGGGGUGCGCGAGGCGGCGGGCCGGGGAUGAGGAUCUGAGGGGGCCGAGGGACCGAGGGGCCGGGAGCUGGCGCUCAGAACACCGAAGGGUUCAGUGUCGUUGCAAACUUGGGAUCGCGUCCCCUAGCUGCACGCCCCGCGCGGCUCAAAACUCGGCCCCUGCCCCGCCCCAAGUCCCCUACUGCGGACCGCCGCGGAGCUAAAAAUAACAGCCCUGUUCGCCCCCCGCAGACCGCGACCCCGACCCCUCCCCCGCCCCUCCCCCAUUGGGCGUGGGGCGAAGCCACAGCUCCCAGUUUCCCCAAAGGGGAAAAAAAAGAAAGAAAGAAAGAGAGAAAGAAAGAAAAGGCGGCGCGGGAGGGGGGCGAGGGGCGGGCCGGGGGCGGGGGGCCCGGCCAUAUGGAUGUGAUUUCUCCGCUCCGAGGCAGACGGGCCGCUCCGCAGCGCUCGGCGCCCGCCCGCCGCCCGCCGGCCUCAGGCUGCCUCCUCCCUCCCUCCCUCCCUCCCUCUCUCCUUUGCGCUCGCUCACUCGCUCGCCCUCGGCGCAUGGGCCCCGCGCCGGGCCCCGGGGCCUCGGGCCGCCCGGACGCCGGGGUCCCCUAGGCCGGGACGUGGGCGGGGCGGCCCGGCCUGACGCUGCUCUGCACCCCCCAACCACCACCAGGGCCCGCGGCGGCUGCCCCGAGGGACGCGGCCCUAGGCGGUGGCGAUGGGGGCCGCCCGGAUCGCACCCGGCCUGGCGCUGCUGCUCUGCUGCCCGGUGCUCAGCUCCGCAUACGCACUGGUGGACGCGGAUGAUGUCUUCACCAAGGAGGAACAGAUAUUCCUGCUGCACCGUGCCCAGGCUCAGUGUGACAAGCUGCUCAAGGAAGUCCUGCGGACUGCAGCCAACAUAAUGGAAUCAGACAAGGGAUGGACAUCUGCAUCCACAUCAGGGAAGCCCAGGAAAGAGAAGGCAUCUGGAAAGCUCUACCCUGAGUCCAAGGAGGACAAGGAGGUGGCCACUGGCAGCAGGCGCCGAGGACGCCCCUGCCUGCCUGAGUGGGACUACAUCGUAUGCUGGCCCCUGGGGGCACCAGGUGAGGUGGUGGCUGUGCCUUGUCCUGACUACAUUUAUGACUUCAAUCACAAAGGCCAUGCCUACCGGCGCUGCGACCGAAAUGGCAGCUGGGAAGUGGUGCCUGGGCACAAUCGAACAUGGGCCAACUAUAGCGAGUGCCUCAAGUUCAUGACCAAUGAGACUCGAGAACGGGAGGUAUUCGACCGCCUGGGCAUGAUCUACACCGUGGGCUACUCCAUGUCCCUGGCCUCCCUCACCGUGGCUGUGCUCAUCCUGGCGUACUUUAGGCGGCUGCACUGCACACGCAACUACAUCCACAUGCACAUGUUCCUGUCCUUCAUGCUGCGCGCUGCGAGCAUCUUCGUCAAGGACGCUGUGCUCUACUCUGGCUUCACGCUCGACGAGGCCGAGCGCCUCACUGAGGAAGAGCUGCACAUCAUCGCCCAGGCGCCCCCGCCGCCCGCCGCCGCGGCCGUCGGCUACGCGGGCUGCCGGGUGGCUGUGACCUUCUUCCUUUACUUCCUGGCCACCAACUACUACUGGAUUCUGGUGGAGGGGCUGUACCUGCACAGCCUUAUCUUCAUGGCCUUCUUCUCAGAGAAGAAGUACCUGUGGGGCUUCACAGUCUUCGGCUGGGGUUUGCCCGCCGUCUUCGUGGCUGUGUGGGUUGGUGUCAGAGCUACCCUGGCCAACACUGGGUGCUGGGACUUGAGCUCUGGACACAAGAAGUGGAUCAUCCAGGUGCCCAUCCUGGCCUCCGUUGUGCUCAACUUCAUCCUCUUCAUCAACAUCAUCCGGGUACUUGCCACAAAGUUGCGGGAGACCAAUGCUGGCCGGUGUGACACACGGCAACAAUACCGGAAGCUGCUCAAGUCCACCCUGGUGCUCAUGCCACUCUUCGGCGUGCACUACACCGUCUUCAUGGCCUUGCCUUACACGGAGGUCUCAGGGACACUCUGGCAAAUCCAGAUGCACUACGAGAUGCUCUUCAACUCCUUCCAGGGAUUUUUUGUCGCCAUCAUAUACUGUUUCUGCAAUGGUGAGGUACAGGCUGAGAUCAAGAAAUCUUGGAGCCGCUGGACACUGGCACUGGACUUCAAGCGCAAGGCACGCAGUGGGAGCAGCAGCUACAGCUAUGGCCCAAUGGUGUCUCACACAAGUGUGACCAAUGUAGGUCCCCGCACAGGACUCGGUCUGCCCCUCAGCCCCCGCCUGCUACCUGCCGCCACCACCAAUGGCCACUCCCAGCUGCCUGGCCAUGCCAAGCCAGGGGCCCCAGUCCUUGAGACCCUCGAUACCACACCAACUGCCACGGCUGCUCCCAAGGAGGAUGGAUUCCUCAAUGGCUCCUGCUCAGGCCUGGACGAGGAGGCCUCUGGGCCUGAGCGGCCACCCCCACUGCUACAGGAAGAGUGGGAGACAGUCAUGUGACUGGACAUCAGGGCUUGGACCUGUGGACAUGGGUGGAUGAACAGAUGGACCAAGAGAACAGUUGUUGGAUGGGUGCCCAUUCAGGGCUGGACCAGGAGGAAAAUGGGGGC
Sciurus carolinensis (gray squirrel) is the source of this 2926-nucleotide messenger RNA. It is a transcript of the gene Pth1r, whose product is annotated as parathyroid hormone 1 receptor. Gene Ontology annotation, biological process: cell surface receptor signaling pathway; intracellular calcium ion homeostasis; adenylate cyclase-activating G protein-coupled receptor signaling pathway. The transcript is spliced from 14 exons. The record is from RefSeq and is a predicted model, not a curated record. NCBI's taxonomy places the organism in Eukaryota, Metazoa, Chordata, Mammalia, Rodentia, Sciuridae. Gene Ontology annotation, cellular component: plasma membrane. Bases 1035 to 2816 code for a protein of 593 amino acids. Gene Ontology annotation, molecular function: G protein-coupled peptide receptor activity; peptide hormone binding; parathyroid hormone receptor activity.